Schistocerca serialis cubense is the source of this 670-nucleotide messenger RNA. It is a transcript of the gene Ssb-c31a, whose product is annotated as RNA polymerase II transcriptional coactivator. The record is from RefSeq and is a predicted model, not a curated record. Gene Ontology annotation, molecular function: transcription coactivator activity; DNA binding. The transcript has 4 exons. Gene Ontology annotation, cellular component: nucleus; transcription regulator complex. Bases 120 to 473 code for a protein of 117 amino acids. Gene Ontology annotation, biological process: positive regulation of transcription initiation by RNA polymerase II. Lineage: Eukaryota; Metazoa; Arthropoda; Insecta; Orthoptera; Acrididae.
GUUGGCUACACUGUAAAACGGCCAUCAAGUUUUCGUGGAUUGCCGCCGAUUGCGAGUAGAGAGUAGAAUAUAGUUUCAACUUUCAAGUGAGAGUGAGUUGAUAUUGACCUAAAGCAAACAUGCCCAAGAAGACGAAGGAUGAAGAUUCAUCAUCGUCAGAUUCUGGCCCAGACGAUGUGAAUCCACCACCAUCUAAAAAGAGUAAGGGUGCCAGUUCAGCACCAAAAGGGAAAAGUGGUGGGGGAGGUGGUGGGGGCAGUGGUGAUGAUGAGCACAAGUGGCUGUUGGAAAAGAAGAGGUUUGUCACUGUGCGUGAAUUUAGGGGCCAAGUUUAUGUGGAUAUCAGAGAGUACUAUGAAAAUGAUGGUGAACUAAAACCAGGAAAGAAAGGAAUUAGCCUGACAGCAAGUGCUUGGCGGAAAUUGCUGUCCUUGUCCGAUGACAUAGAUGAAGCCCUGAAGCAGAUGUGCUAGUUCUUGCCACUGCACACAAUGAUUUUGCUAUGAUACAUCUAUUAAUUGUUGAUCAUUGUGAUUGAUGUGUGGUCUGGAUAAUAAUGUAAUCUUUUUUAAAAAACAGUUUGUUAUAUAAUGUGUGUGGGCUGUAUUGAACUUGUGUGUUUCUCUUUUAAUGUGAACUGAUUUAUGUGAAAUAAAUGUAAGUACCUUAA